GUGCUUCGAAAAAAUAUUUGUUGACAGUUCGUUUGACGUCCAAUUUUCCUGAUGUCUACAUUGACUUCUUCCUGUCAGACGUUGUAAAUAAAGCAAUUUUUCUUAUAUUACUUGCGGCAUUGGCACAGUUCAUCCGGCAAAAUGUCAGGUGCAAUCAAGAAGUCAACCGGUCUCACGGGCUUGGCUGUAGCUGCAAACCCGCAUCACACUUUGGGCAUCCUUUACUCGAAAAUUUUGAGAACUCUAACCAAAAUGCCAGGCGAUGCUGCUUAUAGGAAAUACACCGAGAAGAUUGUCACUGAACGCAACAAGAUUCUCUCUAGUACGAAAGAUGUUGGCGCUGUCGAGAAGGCUAUUGGAUGCGGACAAGUGGAAGAACUCAUCGUCCAAGCCGAAAAUGAACUGAUCCUUGCCCGUAAAAUGUUGGGUUGGAAACCAUGGGAACCUCUCAUUAAACCAAUUCCAGCGAAGCAAUGGGACUGGCCCCCAGCACAAAUCAAGGAACCGAAAAUUUAGAAACUGCAAUUAGAAGAGUCAUUUAAAUCAGCAAAAUAUAAGUCCUAUUAAAGUAAAUAA
Hermetia illucens (black soldier fly) is the source of this 576-nucleotide messenger RNA. RefSeq names its product NADH dehydrogenase [ubiquinone] 1 alpha subcomplex subunit 5 (gene ND-13B). NCBI's taxonomy places the organism in Eukaryota, Metazoa, Arthropoda, Insecta, Diptera, Stratiomyidae. The record is from RefSeq and is a predicted model, not a curated record. Bases 142 to 516 code for a protein of 124 amino acids. The transcript has 3 exons. Gene Ontology annotation, biological process: respiratory electron transport chain.